AUGAAUACAGGUGAUGACGAAGCUUGGAGUAGUGGAGAGUCAGAGCCUGAAGAAGAUGUUAUUACAGACAGAACUAUUGCUUGUGAUGUUGAUUUACUUGAUAACAAACGUGAUGAGAAUAUACCAGAUGUACACUAUGAUCCUUAUUUUUACCCAUCUAUAAAAACUUUUACUGAACAAACCAAUCUUUUUCAAGAACAAAAUCCCGAACCAGAUCGAAUACAUAUGAAGCAGUGGACUCCUAUUAGUGAAGACGAAUUAUGGAUAAUGAUUGCUUUAUCAAUAAACAUGGGUCAUGUUGUAAAAGGGCAACUACAGGAUUGGAGCCAAGAUCCACUGCUGUACACUCCAAUAUACGGCGAAAGUCUAUCUCGAAAUAGAUAUCUUCAAAUUUUACGAUACCUUCACUUUUUUAAUAAUGAAGAAGUUUCCAAUCAUCCUUUGAAAAAAAUCAAACCAGUGAUAGAUCAUUUGAAAGAAAAGUUUGGUAAUACUAUUAUUGCUGCGGACUGCGAAACAGGACUUCUCUUAGAUUUUAUAGUAUAUACUGGCUCAGACACUGAUUAUGAGAAAUUUGAUUUAGGCGGUUCUGGAAUGCCAACUCUCAGUUCAAAGCUAGAUCGUGGUGAAACAGAAGUUCCCACACCGAUUCUUGGAUGGUAA
Pseudomyrmex gracilis is the source of this 663-nucleotide messenger RNA. Its product is annotated as piggyBac transposable element-derived protein 4-like. The transcript is spliced from 4 exons. The coding region runs from base 1 to 663 and encodes 220 amino acids. The record is from RefSeq and is a predicted model, not a curated record. Lineage: Eukaryota; Metazoa; Arthropoda; Insecta; Hymenoptera; Formicidae.